Amaranthus tricolor (Joseph's coat) is the source of this 4155-nucleotide messenger RNA. Its product is annotated as protein argonaute PNH1-like. Gene Ontology annotation, molecular function: protein binding; RNA binding. The transcript has 24 exons. Gene Ontology annotation, biological process: regulatory ncRNA-mediated post-transcriptional gene silencing. Lineage: Eukaryota; Viridiplantae; Streptophyta; Magnoliopsida; Caryophyllales; Amaranthaceae. Bases 822 to 3644 code for a protein of 940 amino acids. The record is from RefSeq and is a predicted model, not a curated record. Gene Ontology annotation, cellular component: cytoplasm.
CAAUACAAUGCAACAUCCAGAUAGUUUUACUCGACUGACUUUCAUUUCUAUUAUGAAGUUAAAAAUUGCUCAAAAGAUCGUGAAAGGAAGCCAAUCGCCAAACUAACGGUUGAGGCCUUCACUAAUAUCCUACUACAUCUUCUAAAAAACAAAGAAAAAGCCUACUACAUAAGAAUCUCUAAACCCAAAGCCAACUUUAUCGAAAUCCAUAAUUUCUUUCUCCGCUAAACACCACUUCCAUUCUUUUUCAACUUCUCUCUUUUUUCUCUUAACAAAAUUAAAUAAAUCAAUAAAUAAAUACUCAUAAAUCCCAUCUUUUCCAGUUUCCAAAAUGUUCAAAAGAUGUUGUGUGUUGUCUUGUUUUAUUCAAUUCCUUUUCCAUUUUUUAUCCAACUCUUUUGCACGCCUUUUCUUUCAUUUUAAAGCUUUCUCUCUGUUAAAGCUUCUUUAUCUAAAGUGACCCCCUCCUCGUCUGGAUAUUCAAAUUUAUUUAUUUUUUAUUUUAUUUUUAUUUUUAUUUUUUUUAAUUGUUGCCUCCAUAACAUUAUUAUUUAUAUAAAUUCACUAUUUCCAACUUCACUUCCUUCCAUUUUAUCCCCAUAAAAUUCCCUUGCCUUUCACUUGGUUUCAGUGUUAGUGCUCUCUGCUACAAUGUUUUAUUUUUUCUACCAGAGAAUAUAAGUUAGGCUUUAUAGAUUGAUCAGAUUUACAGCACCAAUAGAGGAAAGCUAUAACGACGUAGUAAGAACAGCUACUUGUUGGUAAUUGAUUUUAAUGCUCAACGGCGCUGCAUAAUAUAUUAUUAUUUCAAGGAAAAAGAGAUGCCGAACCGACAAGUGAGAGACCCAAAAUUGAAGCAUAUAAUUUCCAAGAAAAUUGUGGAAAGUAAGCCAGUUCUUCAGCAGGCAUCUAAUAGAUUUUGCGAGAGUACCGGAGAGAGAUUAGAAGAUGCUCCAAAAAAUGCAAAGCGUAGGCGAGGAAGAAGAAAGUCAAAAGGUGCGAUAAUGGAGGAUUUACCUGCUGAUGGAAAGCUUGAAUUGCGUGUAGAACCACCCACUUCAAACAAGGGAAUUGUGUUUCAACGAAGGCCAGGUUUCGGCCAGUUAGGAACCAAGUGUGUUGUUAAGGCUAAUUAUUUCCUUGCCGAGUUAUCAAGGUCGGAUUUAUGUCAAUAUAAUGUUACAAUAACUCCUGAGGUGAAUUCAAGUAAACUUAAUAAAGCUAUCAUGGCCGAGUUAGUUAAACUUCAUAGAGAAACUAACUUGGGUUCUAGACUUCCUGUUUAUGAUGGAAAGAAGAAUCUGUACACUGCUGGAUUACUACCUUUCACAUUGAAAGUGUUCAAGGUUACAUUGGUUGAAGAGUGUGAAGGAUUCGAAUUGACAAAGGAGAAUGAAUUCGAAGUGAAAAUCCAGUUUAUUGGUUAUGCUCGAAUGCAUGAACUACACGAGCUUCUUGCAGGUAAACAAGUCAAAGCACCACAAGAAGCUCUUACUGUCAUUGAUGCUGUCUUGAGGGAAAUGGCAGCAAAAAGGUACUUAUCAUUUGGAAGACUAUUCUAUUCUCCUAAUAUUCAAAAACCUCAUCAACUUGGUGGUGGCUUGCACUCAUGGCGUGGCUUCUAUCAGAGUAUAAGACCCACACAAAUGGGGUUGGCCUUGAAUAUUGAUAUGUCGGCAAAUGCAUUUAUUGAACCACUCCCUGUAGUUGAAUUUGUUGCUCAAGUUUUAGGGAAAGAUGUGCGCUCAAAACCUUUGUCUGAUGCAGAUUCUGUUAAGAUCAAGAAAGCACUUAGAGGGGUCAAAGUGGAGGUUACUCAUAGAGAAAAUGUACGAAGAAAAUAUCGUGUAUCAGGAUUGUCAUCACAACCUACCAAGGAGCUCAUAUUCCCUGUGGAUGAACAUAUGAAUAUGAAGUCGGUGAUUGAGUACUUCCAGGAGGUCUAUGGAUUUACUAUACAAUAUGCCCAUCUCCCUUGUCUUCAAGUAGGGAAUCAAAAGAAAGUAAAUUAUUUGCCAAUGGAGGCAUGCAAAAUAGUUGAAGGACAGAGAUACACCAGAAGAUUAAAUGAAAAACAGAUAGCUUCGUUACUCAAAGUUACUUGUAGACGACCAUCUGACCAAGAGUCAGAUAUAUUACAGACAGCCCACCAGAAUGGAUACAACCAAGAUUCCCAUGCACGGGAGUUUGGAAUAAAGAUAGAUGACAAGCUUGCAACAGUUGAGGCUCGUAUUCUUCCUGCUCCAUGGCUAAAGUACAAUGACACUGGCAAAGAGAAGCAGCACUUGCCUCAGCUUGGUCAGUGGAACAUGUUAAACAAGAAAGUGAUUAAUGGAAGCACCAUUAAUUACUGGGCUUGCAUAAAUUUCUCAAGAAGCGUACAAGAGAGUGCAGCUCGUGGGUUUUGCCGUCAGUUAGUGCAGAUGUGUCAAGUCUCUGGAAUGGAGUUUAACCCUGAACCGGUUAUUCCAAUCCAUUCUGCACGACCAGACCAGGUUAAGAAAGCCUUGAGAUUUGUAUGCAACGCUGCUGCGAGCAGACUCGAAGGAAAGGAGCUGGAGUUGGUUAUUGCCAUCCUUCCAGACAAUAAUGGUUCCUUAUAUGGUGAUCUGAAACGCAUUUGUGAGACAGACUUGGGGUUGAUUUCACAAUGCUGCCUCACCAAAUAUGUAUUGAAAGUUUCCAGGCAAUACCUUGCAAAUGUGUCCUUGAAAAUUAAUGUAAAGAUGGGGGGAAGGAAUACUGUCCUUCUGGAUGCCUUGAGUUUGAGAAUUCCAAUGGUUAGUGACAUCCCUACAAUUAUUUUUGGAGCUGAUGUUACUCAUCCAGAAAGUGGAGAAGACACAAGCCCAUCCAUUGCUGCUGUUGUGGCAUCUCAAGAUUGGCCAGAAGUGACAAAGUAUGCUGGCAUGGUUUCUGCUCAGGCUCACCGACAAGAAAUUAUACAAGAUCUGUUCAAAACCUGGCAAGACCCGCAACAGGGAACUGUCAAUGGUGGAAUGAUAAGAGAGCUUUUGCUGUCCUUCAAGAAGGCCACUGGACAAAAGCCGCUGAGGAUAAUAUUUUACAGGGAUGGUGUAAGUGAUGGGCAGUUCUAUCAUGUUCUGCUGUAUGAACUUGAUGCCAUUAGAAAGGCUUGUGCAUCACUGGAACCAGGCUAUCAACCUACAGUAACAUUUGUAGUGGUUCAAAAGCGAAAUCAUACCAGAUUAUUUCCAAAUAAUCACAACGACAAGAGAAGUAUGGAUAAGAGUGGGAAUAUUUUACCUGGCACAGUUGUAGAUUCUAAGAUAUGUCAUCCAACUGAUUUUGACUUCUACUUAUGCAGUCAUGCUGGUAUUCAGGGAACCAGCAGACCGGCUCACUACCAUGUUCUCUGGGACGAAAACAAUUUUUCAGCGGAUGAGAUACAAUCUCUAACCAACAACCUCUGUUAUACGUAUGCUCGCUGCACACGGUCUGUCUCAGUAGUUCCACCAGCAUAUUAUGCGCAUCUGGCAGCUUAUAGAGCUCGAUUCUACAUGGAGCCCGAUAAUUCUGAUAACUCGGGAGGAUCACACAAUUCACGCACAAGCAAUGGCCAAACCAUUCGCCCGUUGCCAGAAUUGAAGGACAAGGUCAAAAAUUUAAUGUUUUACUGCUGAAAGCAUAGAUUGACAGGAUAUGGAUCAGAAUGUGUAUAGCUAGGUCUCUUGUAAUUAUAGUUGUAGUGAGUAGAGAGUAGUGACUAGUGAAAUGGUGCAUAACAAAUUUUGAUAGUUAUGAAAAAGCUAUUGCUAGCCUUUUAAUUAUAAAUGUGUUGUUGAAUCAAGAGUUAAAUUCAAGGGCAGUUUAAAUGACCAAAUACGGACACUACUAGUGAAGAAAGUGCAGUUUGGGAGUGCUCAAACAAGCAAAUCAGUGUUCGAACAAGGACUCUUAUGCUCGAAUGAGUAAUUAUUUGUAUAUGUUGAGAAUUAUUGAAGGGAAGUAGAGAAAAACUAUGAAAACAAACUAGAAUUGAGAUAAAAAGUAAGAAAAAUGUUUACUUGUUUUCAUGCUAUAAAAUGGGUACAAAACAUCCUUUAUAUAAGGAAAAAUGUUAAAUAUUAAUUGCAACUAUUAAAGAGUCACAUUUUUAGAGGCAUAACCUUUGCCAUUUCAUCUACUCAUAAU